Molecule: messenger RNA, 1485 nt
Organism: Xiphias gladius (swordfish)
Lineage: Eukaryota; Metazoa; Chordata; Actinopteri; Istiophoriformes; Xiphiidae
Product: fatty acid-binding protein, intestinal-like
Exons: 4
Coding region: 48-443 (131 amino acids)
Biological process (GO): fatty acid transport
Cellular component (GO): nucleus; cytosol
Molecular function (GO): fatty acid binding
Source: RefSeq, a predicted model, not a curated record
GCUAGCGCUUCAUCACCAGCUGCUUUCAACCCAACGAGCCUGCAGCCAUGGCAUUCAACGGCACCUGGAAGGUCCACCACAGCGAGAAUUAUGACAAGUUCAUGGAGCAAAUGGGCAUUAAUGUCAUGAAGCGCAAGCUGGCAGAACACGACAGCCUGAAGAUCACCAUCGAGCAGGACGGGGACGAUUUCCACAUCAAAGAGUCCAGCACCUUCCGCACCAAGGACAUCGACUUCACCCUGGGCGUCCCUUUCGACUACAGCCUGGCUGAUGGCACUGAAGUCUCAGGUGUGUGGGUGAUGGAGGGUGACAUGCUAAAGGGAAAAUUCACCAGGAAAGACAACAACAAGGUCCUGACCACCACUAGAGCGCUGGUGGGAGGAGAGCUCAUACAGAGUUACAACUACGAGGGAGUGGAUGCUAAGAGGAUUUUCAAGAAGUAGUAACCUGGAGUCUGAAGUUCAUAUUUUAUUUUUUUAUAGAAUGACACGAUAUAGAUUUGUGUGGGGUAUUUUUUUUUUCCUAACAACAAGUCAUGGCAAAGUCAAGAGCAUUGUCAUGGGAUUUCACUGCACAUACCUCAAAAUGUCGGCAUUUUUCAGAGUUCUGAUAGAAGAAUCAUUGUCCACUGUGUUUUGCUGCUACAAUAUCAAUGAAACAUUGCGUGGAAGACUAAAAGUGCUGACACAAGCUCAGAAACAGCACAGAUGUCAGUUCAAGUUUUCAAGUUUCAAAGAACGUAUUUUUCUCCCUUGCCUCUACUGGUAGCCAGCCACGCAAAUACUUUUGGAUUCAUUUGCCCAGAUUUAGAGAUUUUCUCUAAUAGUUCUAUUGCCACAUUAUAAUGGAGGAGCAUGGGAUUUCUUUUGUGCCUCUCCCCACACUGGAAAAUGUCACACGUCACAAAUUCGGCUGUUGCGUGUCUUUCCGGAAACAAUGCCUGUGUUGCUCAGCAGAUUCCACAGAACGUGUUGUUAACGUUUUUUCGGAGGGACUAUUUUAUUGGUACAAUGUGGUUCAAAUAAAAACUCGUCACGUGUUUGUGGAAUAUCCAAGGUAACGGGUGACGGGAAGUAUUUGUGGCUGUUGAAUAUUUUCAUUAUCACUAUGAGCAAUGGCAAUGGAAAUUCUUCCACCUCCAUUGUAUCGAGGUGGAGGCGAAAAUCUCAGAAAUGAAUGAAUCAAACUGUGGGUAAGCAAAACCAAAAAUAUCCACAUGAUUGAUAAGUGAGGUCACUAUUUUUCUGUAAUUUGGGUGAACCGGCCCAUUUAAUGUCUACAGCAGCUUACUGGAGCUUACUUUAACUACACUAAACUUAAACAGCUUUUACUCCCACACUAGUCUUCAUCAUUGUGAUGAGAAGCAGCCUCAAGCAGCCCAAUAACAAUCCCACACAAAAAUGAAAUAUAUAAUAUGUUGUUUUGUGUCUUUAACCAGUUGGGAAACAAGUCAAUUUGCACUAAUGGUUAUUAUAUAUUAUACUG